AUGACUGGAAGCAUUCCAUCAUGGAUUGGAGAAUUAUUUCAAUUGGGUUAUCUUCUCUUGAGCAACAAUAAUUUUGAAGGCGAAAUACCAGUUCAAUUGUGCAAUUUGAAUCAUUUAAGUGUACUUGAUCUUUCUCACAAUAAACUUUCUGGUCAUAUUCACCCUUGUCUAAAGUGUAGUAGCAAUGUAGAAAGGAAGCUCUCUUAUACAAUAAACAUUGAAGGACAUUUCGACUUGAUAACGAAGAGUAUGUCCUUAUCUUAUACGGGAAGAAUUGCUAGAUACAUCUCUGGAAUUGAUUUCUCAUGCAACAACUUUACAGGCAUCAUUCCUCUUGAAUUUGGAAAACUCAGUGAGAUCAAGUUACUGAACUUAUCCUACAAUAGUUUGAUAGGAUCGAUCCCUACAACAUUUUCCGACUUAAGUCAAAUUGAGAGUUUGGAUCUUUCAAGCAACAAGUUGCAAGGGAGCAUUCCUAUUGAGCUCAUCAAGUUAUAUUUUUUGGCAGUAUUCAAUGUGUCGUACAAUAAUUUAUCUGGCAGGAUACCUGUAGGGGUUGCACAAUUUGGAACAUUUGGUGAAAGUAGUUACUUAGGAAAUCCUUUCCUCCAUGGAUGCCCACUGCCAAAAGAUUGUAAGGCAAGAGAACCACCUCCAAUAGUAUCAACAACUUCAACUCACAGUUCAGAAAGCAUGGGCCUCAUAGAUAUGGAAGUUUUUUAUGUGAGCUUUGGGGUGGCUUACGUGAUGGUGUUGUUGGGGAUAGCUGCAGUUUUAUAUAUAAAUCCUUACUGGAGAAGAAUCUGGUUUUACUACGUUCAAGUAAGUAUGGAGAACUGCUACUAUUUCAUCAUUGACAAUCUUUCCAAGUUUAGUUUUUGA
Ricinus communis (castor bean) is the source of this 882-nucleotide messenger RNA. RefSeq names its product receptor-like protein 13. NCBI's taxonomy places the organism in Eukaryota, Viridiplantae, Streptophyta, Magnoliopsida, Malpighiales, Euphorbiaceae. The transcript has a single exon. The coding region runs from base 1 to 882 and encodes 293 amino acids. Gene Ontology annotation, molecular function: protein binding. The record is from RefSeq and is a predicted model, not a curated record.